This is a messenger RNA of Hydra vulgaris (swiftwater hydra), 1100 nucleotides long. Its product is annotated as helix-loop-helix protein 11. NCBI's taxonomy places the organism in Eukaryota, Metazoa, Cnidaria, Hydrozoa, Anthoathecata, Hydridae. Gene Ontology annotation, cellular component: nucleus. The record is from RefSeq and is a predicted model, not a curated record. Gene Ontology annotation, biological process: regulation of transcription by RNA polymerase II. Gene Ontology annotation, molecular function: protein dimerization activity; DNA-binding transcription factor activity, RNA polymerase II-specific; RNA polymerase II cis-regulatory region sequence-specific DNA binding.
AUUUACUACAUUUAUAUUUUAAAUCAAUAACUGCAAAUAUCAUUAACUUUAUCAAAUAAUUGUGCUUUUUUUUAAAAAAUAUAUUUUGUAAAUGCAAUAUAUUAUUACAUAUGUAAAAUUUAACAAUAUCUACAUUGGUUUUUGACCGCCAAAUAACGAAACAGCUGAUGAUCAGAUGUUCAGAAUAUUUUUCAAGUUUCGAUAUGGAAAAAAAUGAUGAAAAAAGAUCAAAACGAGCUGCUGCUAAUGUAAAUGAAAGAAAGCGUAUGCAGUGCAUAAACAAUGGCUUUGAAUCCCUAAGGGAACUUCUUAAUCUUCCUUAUAAAGCUCGACUUAGCAAGAGUGCAAUAUUACAGUAUUCUGCCGACUUAUUACAAACCACUAUUUCGGAAAAUUUGCAGCUAAAAGAGCAAAAUAACCUUCUUCGUAAUUUAGUCUGCACUUAUAUAUCAAAUGCUGAUGAUUUGUCUUUCAUAGAUACAACUCCUUUUAUAAAAAGAAGACAUCUAGAUGUUCAAUCAAAAACUAAUGUCAGUGUAUCUUCAUCUGACAACCCAACUUUAUAUUCACAAAAAUCACAACAUAAGAAAGAUCUGUCUAUUGGAUGUGAUAAAAAGGUUUCUCCACGCAGAAGUCCUCGUUUUUCUGAAACAACUCGCUCUUCAGUCAUUACAAAGAAUGUUACAUACUCUCCUUUCACUGAUCCUUCACUUUGCGAAAGUCCGAUACAUGAAUCAACAGGUGUAUAUGCUAAUGAGCUGUUAAUGACACCACCAGCAUCAGGUGGAUCAACAAAAUUUCAACAGGAGUUUUUUGUAACAUCUUUGGAAAAUGACAAAAAUAAAAUUAGCCCAUCAUUAACAAAAUCUGAAUUUAUUGGAAACACUCAUACCUGUAAUGCCAAAAGAAGUUUAGAUGCUAUUAUUCAAGCAAUUGACCAACUAGAAAAAAGUUGACUUUCAGUACAAUUUUGCUUCUAAUCUGGGGUUUAACAGAAAUCACAUCAUAUUGUUCUUUGCAUAAAAUAGACCACUCAAAUUUAUUUUUAUUUUUCUUGUAUUUUUUAUUUCUGAAUUUUUGUAUACAAUUUUUUUACUUAA